Messenger RNA from Brienomyrus brachyistius, 3118 nucleotides. Its product is annotated as transmembrane protein 100-like. The transcript has 2 exons. Bases 238 to 627 code for a protein of 129 amino acids. Lineage: Eukaryota; Metazoa; Chordata; Actinopteri; Osteoglossiformes; Mormyridae. Gene Ontology annotation, biological process: cellular response to BMP stimulus. The record is from RefSeq and is a predicted model, not a curated record.
CUCCUCCCACACCCCUCGGCUGCUUAUAUCUCCUCCACCGCUGUGUUCCGACACCAGAGCGUACCAUGAUCCGCUGGAGGGAAGCGGGCCUCUCUGAGCAGAGCAGCGUGACACAGAGGAGAGAGAGAAAGCCAAUGUUGGAUUCUGACAGCAGCAGCAUCGUCAGCAGCAACGGGAACGGAGGCAAGUUCGCGCACCCCCCAGCUUGGCAGCAGCCCCCCAGCCCGCCUGUGUGACAUGGGCGGCACCACAGGCCAAGCACCCUGCCGGCCACCGGCACCGCCACUGCCGGCCUCCGACCAGGAGGGGGUGCCAGAGGAUGGCCCACCCAAAGGCCCCGAGACCACCUCUACACUGGAUCGGCUGGCACAGGCCACGGGGGGCACAGAGAAGUCCUGGUACCGCUGCGUCUUCCCCUUUGGGGUGAUAUCGCUGGUGAUUGGUGUGGCGGGUACGGGCGUCACCUUCACGUUCAACAACCUGCCGCAGACCAAGGUGGUGUCAGUGGUCCUGCUGGGCGUGGGGCUGGUCCUGGUUCUGACCGCCGCCGUCUGUUGGAGGGUCCAUAAGAUGAAGCGGGAGAAGAAGAAGGAAGGGGAGUUCAGCUCUGAGCAGUGUCCCCUGUGAGAGGGGUGCAGGGGGGCGGAUGGAUGCACAGGCAUAGCACUGGAGGGACAGAGGCUGCGGAGUGGGACAGCCGCCUCGUUUGUUUCUGGUGGGGUGGCAGGGGGCUGUUUUGGGUCUGAUCAGUGGAUGGUGCUUGGCCCAGAUGGAGUGUGUCUGAGAGACCCCCCCAAUCUCACACCCACAUGCACAGUACCUUUGAGUGCAGUGGCGUGAAGGUUAUCUGGAGCAGUGCUGGCUCCAGUGUUUCCGUGGGAUUAUCUGCCACGUCAUUCCACUUCCUGUUUUGACUCGUGACAGCGUGGGAUCGCCCCCAGGGGGGUUGGCCGGCGUCUACACCCGAGCCCCAUCUCAUCCUCGAGCGCCAGUUCUCUGCACGUGCGAGAUGGCAGAGAGGAUCACUUCCUUGGUUUGGUUGGGGGGGUUGAAUCUGUGGUGGGGACUGCAGAGCGGGCGUUGGGGGUUUGCAUGUGGGGGCGAGAGACAGCGAGCACGUUGGUAGAUGAGAUGGGGGUGGUGGAUCUAUCAAGGGGAAGUGAGACAAUGUAUAGAUAGCAUGCUGCAGUCAGUGCUGAGGUCAGUGCUGGUGUCAGGCAGGGUGUAAAUGAAGGUCGUCAAAGUUUUAGUGCUGUGUGUUCCGGUGUCAGUGUUGUGCUGAUGUAAGUGUUGGUGUCGGUGUUGCCCUGAGUUCUGAUGUCAGUGCUGGUCAAAGUGUCCAUCAGGGUCUCAGUUUGCAACUGGCAAAACUGGAAGGGUUGCGUCUGGAACCUGAGCAGACACACCAUGCACUCUGUGAGUGUGUUUGUGUGUCUGUAAGAGAACCGGCUAAUUCAUGCCAGGCUUUGAUCUGCGUCCAGGUGGGUGUGUUUGUAAAAUCAGUACAAUCAAUCAUAUUAUCGAGCACGUUCCAGUUCAGUGUGACCCCCCCCCUCAGCACAGCACCACCAGAAGGGGGGGCGACUCCUCUUUCCCGUCAUUACUGAAGUACACAUUACUAUCUGUGUGCAUUAACCCUUCAUAGCCGGUGCAUCAGAGCCUUCCUGCCUCAUCUGCAUUUCAGAAGAAUAAGUGAAGGACCCGGCCAUCGAGAGGCACCCUCAUGCCUGGUCGCCCCCCCCCCCCGUUACUGGCGUCUCCCGCAUGUUCCACAGUGCGUGUGGCACCAGCUGACCUUAGAUGUGUUUAGGCUGUUCUUGUACUUCCAGCUGUAGGGGAAUGCAUGCGAGAUGUUGCUUUGGUCACGUGGGUCUUGAAGCCAACGCGGUCUAUAAGGAAAUUUCCUCUUAAGUGCCUGUUAACCUCAGCGCACUUGGAUUGGAGGGGCGAGGUGCUUUGAGAACAUCUUACGUAAAGCGAUUAGUUUAUUACGUUUUUUUUUUUUUUUUUUUAGCUUUUAAGGUAAUGCUGGAUUUCCUUUUCGGGGAUCCAAACAGCAGUGCUGGAUCCCUCUUGUUUUUGUACUGAUUAUUUAAAUUAGUAUUUCUUUUUGUUUGUUAUUAUUCAUAUUUUUCUACAGAAAUGCAAGAGAGUAGACAAUGUUCCUUAUAUUUGCCCACUUGUAGCAAAAGUACGAGCUGUGAUAUGUGUGGGAGGGUAUGCAUUGUGUAUAUUCUGACCAAUGUGGAUAGCGGGUGGCCAAUCAAGAGCUUACGUGGAUUGUGACGCGGCGACACCUCAGCCAAUCGGAAUGCACGGCGACAGAAGGCUGGACCUUUCAUUCCCCAGCCCUUUACACCUGCUGCUGGCACCGAAGGGGUGUGUUGGCUGUGCUCUCCACUUUCUUCCCCUUAUGCGCUCAUUCAACAGAGGGAGGGGGGGGAGCGGUGUGGGCGGGGGGAGAGCUCCGUGGAUUCAUUGAGAAAAAAGGGGACCAGAAGCAGAGGACGUGCCUGGAAUGCAGAAGCUGCCCCGACAGCUGUGGUACAGCACCAGGCAGACGGAGGAGGGCAGGCAGGUGCCCCCGACUGCUCUGCCAGCCCAGGCCUGCCCCCCUCCCCACCCAGUCCUGAUUACCACGGACAUCUGAUGUCAGGUCUACGCCAAAAAGAAAUGCCAGCAUGAGGUCAAUAAGAUGAUGUUGGCUUUGGUCUAUGUGGGUGGUCUGCGUGGUCUAUGUGGGUGGUCUGCGUGGUCUAUGUGGGUGGUCUAUGUGGUCUAUGUGGGUGAGCGUCGUGCUUUUCCCAGGUAGACUUCACAUCCUAGGAGGUGUCCGGGAGCUUCCUCCUCAGCUCGGCCGGAAACUGAAACACGGGAACACUUCUGCCACCGCCGCCGACCGCAAUCUGCCAGCGACAUGGACUAUGGACCCAGUCCCGCCCCUGAAACGGAGUCCGGUUCCCAGUUCAGAAUGCACGAGUCCUGCUUGUCGGUCUGUCCCGCACAGAGCUGAAUGUACACACUGUAGUGUUCCCCCGGACCACACGUGUGUGUAACGUACCUGUCUCGUAAAAAAUAUUUUUCAAAGCUGUAUUAAACAUGAAAGCAUAUGAUGAAA